Molecule: messenger RNA, 303 nt
Organism: Dibothriocephalus latus
Lineage: Eukaryota; Metazoa; Platyhelminthes; Cestoda; Diphyllobothriidea; Diphyllobothriidae
Source: the annotation of a GenBank genome assembly
AUGGACGGGGAGCCCCUUACCACUGCCGCAGCUCCCCUUCCGACGGCGACAACGACUAUCGCCUUUUUAACGCCUGCAAUUAGUGAGAACAUUCUUAACGUCAUCCCACUUAUCUCAACCAGCGCCACCAACACCACCACUGUCAACGUCCAAACACCAAAAUUGCAGCAAAUGGAAGUCCGAUAUGCACCCGCUGCCCAAGGAGAGGCAGUAACCACAUGUGUCCGACUUGUCACAUGCAAACCCCACGACAGCGGUAUUCACCGCAAUAUUGAAAUCUCAAAACAACCUAGCCAUAUCUGA